Eriocheir sinensis (Chinese mitten crab) is the source of this 3050-nucleotide messenger RNA. RefSeq lists its product as uncharacterized. The coding region runs from base 79 to 1515 and encodes 478 amino acids. The transcript has 2 exons. Lineage: Eukaryota; Metazoa; Arthropoda; Malacostraca; Decapoda; Varunidae. The record is from RefSeq and is a predicted model, not a curated record.
AGGGUGAAUAGAGAUGUGUUAUGCAGAGUGCUUGAAAAAGUUGGGCUGAGUGAUAAGAUUGUUAACAUAAUUAGAAGUAUGUAUGUAGGUACAAGAGCAAAGUAUAGACUAGGUGAUCUAGAGACAGGUUGGGUGAAGAGUGAAAGAGGAGUGAGACAAGGCUGUAUAUUAUCACCAACAUUAUUUAGUCUUUUCACAGAGGAAUUAGCAGUCAGAAUGAGGAGAAUGAAUGCAGGAGUGAGAAUUGGAGAGGAUAAAGUAUGUGUGUUGUUGUAUGCGGAUGAUGUGGUGGUUAUGAGUGAGUCUGCUGAAGAACUACAGAGUCUCCUAGAUGUGGUAGGGGGUUAUGGAAGGGAUUUUGGGGUUAGGUUCAGUAAUGAGAAGAGCAAAGUAAUGAUAGUGAAUAGGUCAGAGGAUGAGAGAGAAACAACUUGGAGACUGGAAGGGGAUGAGUUGGAACAGACGGAAGAAUACAAGUAUCUAGGGGUGUGGAUGGAAGUAAAUGGAUGCGGCAGGGCCAAGAAUGUAAAGAUAAGUAUGGCAAACCAGUGGGUAGGCCGUUUAGGGAGUGCAGCGAGGAUGAGAGCGAGCAAGUAUGAUGUCAUCCGUGAGGUUUGGAAGAGUGUGGCUGUCCCGAGCAUUAUGUAUGGAAUGGAUGUGAUGACAUGGAAUGACAGUGAGAUAGAAAAAUUGGAGGUGGGGCAGAAUAGGGUAGCAAGAAUGGCACUGAAUGCACAAAGGUUUGCAGCAGUAGAGGCUCUUAGGGGGGACAUGGGAUGGAGCACGUUUAGGGAAAGACUAGUAAAGGCAACCUUGAGAUAUAAAGUGAGACUGGAACAAAUGGAGGAUGCAAGAUUAGCAAGGAAAGUAUACUUGUGGAGUAUAAGAGAUGGCAAAUGGGCGAAUAAAUGUGGGCGAAUGAUAGACAGGAAUGUUAUGCUAAGUAGGUGGGUGUACCGACCCUUUGAAGAUAGACAGAAUGUGUUUGAAUGGAGAAUAACAAACAGAAAUGGAGAGGGGUUUGAGUGGGAUGUAAGAAAGUGGAAGAAUGUGAUAGAUAUGGCAGUUAAAGAUGAGGGAUUGAGCAAGUGGAAGAAUGAGAUGGAAAGAAAGGAAACUCUCGACUGGUAUAGGGAGAAAGAGGCCCCAAAGUGUGAGGUGUGGUAUGAGGGAAGCCUGGGAGGUGAUCUUCUUUUCCGUGCUAGAGCGCAGUGUCUGGAUGUGAAUGCAAGGAACUAUAGAUGGUCUGAGUCCCGCAGCAAAGUGUGCCAGAUGUGUGAUAGGGGUGUGGACGAGACUGUGCAGCAUGUAGUGCUGGAAUGUAAGAAGUAUGACAGGGAGAGAACGAAGAUGAUGCAUGUGUUUUUGAGCGAGAUGGGACGUGGAGUAAACGGGAGGACUGGAAGGGAGUGGAUGGUGCUGCUGCUGGGGCUCAGUGGAGAGACGAGUGGACGAGUGAUUGAGGCAGUGAAAGAGUUCUUGGAAGGCAUGUGGCGUGAAAGAUGUAGGGAAUGAUAUCUUGCCCCGAGAACUUUGACUUCCCGCAUGUUUUGUUUUCUUUUCACAGGAGCUGCCGAUACAAAGGCCUGGCUGGGGAGAAAUCCCGAGCCACCUGUAACAUCAAGAUCAAGAUCAAGACCAAACAAACCCCGCCGCCGAGUCCAUAUUUCUCCCUUUUAGCCGUGUUUUACGCCGCCAAGAUGAGCCGGACGAGUGCCUUGUUGGAGAAGCCACUCCGCGCCGUCUGUGCUCUGAAGAACGAAGGAAGAACAGAAGAAAGGAAGGAAGGCCAUCUUGGAAGACUCAAGAACCAGUCACCCCAGUCCAAGGAAAGGUCACAAGAGGUCACAGUACGAAGGAGCAGUCCAGUCCGUUGUAAAGUUAUUGGAAAAGGAAGGAAAGGGAAAGGAAAGGAUAGGGAAGGAAAUGAAAGGAAAGGAUAGGAAAGGGAAGGGAAGGGAAGGGAAGGAACAGAGAAGUGUAUAUAUAGUUAAGCUUAAAGUCACAUACAGUUAGAUACAUACAGUUACACUCACAUAGAUUUACAUACAGUUUUGAUGGUGCGUUUGACGAAGGCGGUUGACUCAGUGGGUAGCGGAUUGGCCCGGCCCACGGUGUUAUGGAGGCUCUCAACACAAGUACAGUAAACCCUCGAUAUAACGGACUAAUUUAUUUAUUUAUUUUUUUUUUUUUUUUCCACAUCAGAGGACACAUCUCAAGGGCAAUAAAGAGUCCCCAAAAAGCCCGCUACUCGCCGCUCCUGUAAAAGAUAAGAGUAAAGAGUAGCCAAAAGAGAGGUCAAUUUCGGGUGGAGAGGUGUCUUGAUACACACUCAAUUUGGGGGGAACUUAGUCCGUUAUAAGCGGCGAAGAUUUAAAAAAAACGUAAAAUAAUAAAACGACGAAGGAGUAAACGUAGGUAUAGAUAUAUUUUUUAUUGUGUAUGUUGUGUGCACGUUGCGUUGUCUAUAGGGCCGCACAGCACACUUGGCGACGCACUCCGAGGCACUGAGGUUGCUAGGUUGUGAGUGGGGUCUUGCGUGGGGGUCAUAUUGUUACGGGUAUGGGUAUGAUUUUACAAGUGCAGCGAGUAGCAGGCUUUUUUUUAUUAUUGUUUACUUUUUGUGUGCCCUUGAGCUGUCUCCUCUGCGCCAAUCUCACACUGGCAGAUGAAACUUUUUUUUGUAGUGUUUGGUGUGUUAUGAAAUAAUGUGCUAACUGUUUCUGUCACAAAGAAUUAAAUGAUUGCCUUUUCAAUGCCUGGUGUACACAGCACCUGUAAAAUAACUUGCAGAGAGAAAUGUUCAGCUUGCUUACAGUUUCUAUAUUUCACACCGGGUUCAAUUCCUGGGCGGAGUUGAAAAAUUUAGGCGGCUUUUCCGAUACCCUACGUAGCCCCUGUCCACCCAGCAGUGUACCAGGUAUUAAUCGGGGGUUGUGUCCCGUCUCCUGGGAUCUGUUCCCUUCUCCUAUAAUUCCUUCCCCUUCUGUCUCUCUCCGGCAUAUGACCACAGAUGUUGCGCCGACUAGACCAAACAUUCCAACUUUUUC